Messenger RNA from Schistosoma guineensis, 4406 nucleotides. Lineage: Eukaryota; Metazoa; Platyhelminthes; Trematoda; Strigeidida; Schistosomatidae. The record is from the annotation of a GenBank genome assembly.
UGAACAUGUACGUAUUUCAAAUAAGCCGUUACUUUUUGGAUGUGUUCUGAUAGCGAUGUCGUCGUAUCCUUAUAAUUCAACUAGUGAACUGCGUCAGAAAAUGACAGGCCUUCGGCGUCAGCUUAGCCAUCCUCACCUAAAUAAAUUCAAAGAAGCCAAAAAGGAACUAGCUUCUAUAUAUGAAGAUAUUUUAAGUUAUGUGUCUGAAAGUCACAAAUUUACACGAGAACAAAGUGAAGAAGAGAGGUUUGCCAGACUUAUCGGACAAGGAGUUCAUGCUGAAGUUGAACACCAUCUCCAGAAAAUCCGUAAUAUUCAGGAAAUUAUUGCUCGUAAUCAAAUGAAGUGUGCUUUUUUCGGGAGAACAUCAAAUGGAAAGAGUACUGUUAUCAACGCGAUGUUGGGUUCAAAAUUGUUACCUUCUGGUUUGGGUCACACCACCAGUUGUUUCCUUGAAAUCCAGGGAACGGAUCAGGACUCAGGAUAUCUUCUAAUGGCUGAUUCUGAUACCAACCCUAAAGAAACGUCAGAUAUUUCUCACCAGGCUCGUCCUAUUGAUUCCGUUGGUCAGUUAGCCCAUGCAUUAAGCAGUGUCAAACUUUCCACAGAUACACUACUAAAAAUAUUCUGGCCAAGUUCAUAUUGUAGGCUGUUACGUGAAGAUGUUGUUCUACUAGAUAGUCCAGGGAUUAAUGUUGAUCCAGAUAUGGAUAGAUGGAUUGAUCUUCACUGUUUGGAUGCGGAUGUUUUCAUUCUUGUUGCUAAUGCUGAGUCAACAUUAAUGCAAGCUGAGAAAGAUUUCUUUCAUAAAGUCAGUCAGAAGUUAUCCAAACCAAAUAUUUUUAUCAUUAAUAAUCGUUGGGAUGCUUCAGCAAACGAAAUUGAAUAUAUUAAUGAGGUACGUGAGCAACACCUGCAACGUUGUGUAGCGUUUCUUGUUGAUGAAUUAAAAGUGUGCACACGUACAGAGGCAGAGGGACAUGUUUUCUUCGUUUCAGCCCGUGAAGUUCUAGCGAUGAGAACAAAAGCGAAUUUAGGUGGCGAUCCACAUUCAGGUCCUCCUGGAGCGGCUACAAGUAUUGGGUCUCCUUUGUCAGCAGUGGCCUAUAUGGCUGAGGGUUGGCAAGAUAGGCUCGUGGAGUUUACAAAUUUCGAAACUGUUUUCGAGAAAAAUCUUUCAGAGUCUGCUACUCGUACAAAAUUUGCAGCUCAUUCUGAACAAGGCAAGGAUGUAGUGAAUAGAGUUCGUACAAUCAUGGAAAAUAUCUAUGAGACAACAGUUGAAGAAAAAGAUGCUGCCGUUCGUUGUCGUCGUCUUUCUCAAGCACAUCUUGAAGAGGUACGUGCCCGGUUGAUGAAGACAACCCAAGCUGUAGAUGAAAUGCUUCAUGCUAGUUUGGCACGUGUUGAAGCCCAAGUCGCUAGUGCAUUAAAUGCUGAAAUUCGGCGCUUGAGUGAACUUGUCGAUAGUUAUUCGCGUCCUUUCCAUCCAGAUCCAGCUUUGAUUCACGUAUACAAGCGAGAACUAAAUACACAUGUUGAACGUGAAUUAGGCAGAAAACUUACUGAAGCUUGUUCUAGUGAUAUUCUUAAUGAAGUUGCUCGAUGUGAACAGUUAAUGAUGAAUAAACAUGCGGCAAUUGUUUCAGACGAAGCUUGUAAAAAUCGUAUACUUCAGCUAGUUGAUCCUACUGCGUUUACUCCGGAAUUCCAUCUUGAUUGUCGUAAUUUGUGUGCGAAUUUUCACGAAGAUAUUCAGUUUCGUUUUUCUCUUAGUUUGGGAACGCUGUUCCAACGGUUAUCAGCCCCACGUCGUUCGACAAAUAGUUAUCAUUGGACACAAUCUGAUGGAAUUCCUUCUAGUUUGGUUAACUCUUCCAUAUUACCCAGAUCUUCAUUGACUGUUGAUUUAUUCCCUUCUCUUAUGAGCCGAGGUGCUGUCGGUACUGUUAUUGCUUUUGGAAUUAUGUCUAAAGCUGUUGGUUGGCGAGUUCUAGCAGUGGCUUGUGGAAUAUACGGUGGUUUAUAUCUAUACGAACGACUUUCUUGGACAAAUAAAGCUAAAGAGACUGCUUUCAAACGUCAAUAUGUCGAUUUCGCUUCCCAUAAAUUACGUUUAAUUGUUGAUUUAACUAGUACAAAUGCUCGGCAUCAAGCUAAAAGAGAGUUACAUCUAGCUCAUAAGAAGUUGUCCACGGAAGUGGAGAAUUUCAGUGAUACUUUAGUUGAAGAAGUGAAACAAUUGGAUAGUGAUAUAAACCGUCUGGAUUUCAUUACUACAGAAGCAAGGAAACUUAAAAAUCGUGCUAAUAACUUGGGGAAUAUUUUGAAUAAAUUUCAUGAAACAUUUAUUUUAAAUCCAUGGGAUGAAUCUAAUUAGAAGAAUUCAAUUUAUUCUUUUAGUGUUUUCUUUCCUUUCUUUUGGAAGAAGAAAUGUUCAUCUAUGUUUUAAUCCAUCCAUUGAUAACCAUCUUUGAACAAUAUAUAUAUAGUUCAGUUUACAAAAUGAAAAACAUGACGCAAAAAACAAAAUCUCGAAUUGAAAUAUCUUCAAAAAUCGUUCUAGUAGUAUUAUUAGUUAGUUACAGAAGCAGUAGUAUGGUAAUAAUUCAUUGGUUACAAAAUUGUAUUCCUCAAACAAUUUAAUUUGCCCAUCUAAACGAUAAUAGUUUUAUUUGGGAACUUGUAUUGUAUAUUAUGUAUGGUAUUAAUAUGUCAUUUAAUUGUCGACAUCAUCAACCACAUCCUACUUAGUCGAUAGAUGAGCGCUUAUUAUUAUUACUAUUAUUAUUAUUGGUUCAUAAAUAACUUUUUUAGGGUUAACAUAUAAUUGAAUGUAUGUACAACAUAAGAUAUAAUUCAUACGAAUUUUUUAAAAUUGAAUAUACAUUGAUAAACAGUAUAAGUUGUUUUUUUCAUGGUUAACACUUUCAUCACCUUAUUCGUUGGUAUUAUAAGUUUAUAUUAUGUUUCAGUAGAUCAUUCAUAUUUCUGGUUUACGCAUAAUAAUUAAAUUUAUUUUGUAUUGUUUGUUUGAAUCUUCUCAUUGAUGUUUAGAACUGCAAUUGAUCAGUCUCUUAUUGACAUAUGUGCAUUCUGUACUGAUUGCCUGGAUAUUGCCUUCGUUGAAAAGCAUUAUAAGCAAAGAUGGUUGGUGGCUAGCAGUGGAAUUUAGGACGCGCGUUUCGUCCUAUUUGGGACUCGUAUGCUGGAUGUACCUGAUCAAUCGAGGUCCUAAACGUCAAUGGGAAGAUUCAAACAAACAAUACAAUGAAUUUAAAACUCCACCCCAUUUCACAGGCAAGUGGUUAUCAGGACUUAGUAGCCAAGUGGAUAAAGCUAUAGCAUUUGAAGCGAACAAUGCUGAGUCCGGGUCCCGGAAUGAACAUCAACUCUGGGAUACAGAUACAUCCAGCUGACGAGUCCCAAAUAGGACGAAACGCGUGUCUUGAAUUCCACUGUUAGCCACCUAUCAUAUUUGCACAUAAUUAAUUGUUUACAAAUUUUCAUCAUAUUAAUAAAACAUGGGUCAUAUAAACAAAGAAUAUUCUUUUCAAUAAAUUCUCGUCAGGUUCUAUCGCUACAAAGUCAAAUUUCUAAACCAAAUGUGAGAUAACCCAUCGUUUACGAUUAGAUUAUAUAAAUGUACGAUUGUAAAAAUAAAAUCAGAUUUAAUAUUGAAAUUAUUAGUAUUCAAUGUUCACUUGAAUUACAUUAUAUGUUAAAUGAAAUCAUGAGAUGAUUGAUAAUGAAGAAUAAAUUUAGAUAAAACAAAAUAAGGGAAUAAUGUAAUUAUUAAUCAAACCAAAUGGUUGGUUUACGACUGGGUAAUGCAUAAAUUGAUAUGAAUUCAGUAAGAGAUAUUGAAAUAGGUUGAUAGUUAAUUAGAUUCUUGACGUUUACAAGAAGAGUAAUAAUGAUACGAAACAUGUGAAUUAUAAUAACAAUAUUUGAAUAAGAUGAAUGUAGGUUAUGAAAUUACAUAGGGUAAGGCUAUGUGUCCAUUAGUCAAGUGAGGUCAUCCUAUAAUUAAGAUGAUGACUGACUUAUCGGGUCUGAAGUUUCCUUAGGCAAAAGAAGAGGCUGGAUAUAUUUCCUUUUUUGGUUCAAAUAGCUAUUGCUUCUGCUUCUAAAGAAGAAAUACAAAUAGGUCAUUAACAUGUUUCUAAAAGAUGACAAUUUAUUGAUUAAGUAGCUAAAUAAAGGAUCGAGAGUUCUCGAAAAAAUGAGUGGCAUCACGAACAACAUUUUAGAAACUAGCUGACCAGACAUCUAAUUAAUGAGAUAGAUGAUGCUCUUAGCCGACCAUUAAUGACGCUCAGGUCAACAGAGAACUGCAUAGAAUUUUCAACUGUUUCAGCCGAAGGUGGAUAAUACGCUGCUCCUUUGUCAACAUUAUAUGGCGC